Molecule: messenger RNA, 1450 nt
Organism: Salarias fasciatus (jewelled blenny)
Lineage: Eukaryota; Metazoa; Chordata; Actinopteri; Blenniiformes; Blenniidae
Gene: scgn
Product: secretagogin, EF-hand calcium binding protein
Exons: 11
Coding region: 99-917 (272 amino acids)
Biological process (GO): regulation of long-term synaptic potentiation; regulation of presynaptic cytosolic calcium ion concentration
Cellular component (GO): cytosol; synapse; terminal bouton
Molecular function (GO): calcium ion binding
Source: RefSeq, a predicted model, not a curated record
CAUAUGUCAACCAAGCCAGCAGCUGUGCAGAGCAGCACAGUUUACCACAUCAGUCCUAAUUUUUCUGUCUAAAAGUUGGGAACUUCUCCUGAUAAACUAUGGACAGUGCUUUCAAUAACCUGGAUGCAGCUGGUUUUCUGGAGAUCUGGCAGCACUUUGAUGCAGAUGAUAAUGGCUACAUUGAGGGGAAAGAGCUGGAUGAGUUUUUCCGCCACAUGAUGAAAAGACUUGGUCCACAGGAGAAAGUGACUGAAGAGAGAGUGCAGAGGCUGAAGCAGAGGUUCAUGUCUGCUUACGACGUCACUGCUGAUGGGAAGCUUCAGAUUCAGGAGUUGGCCAACAUGAUCCUGCCUGAGGAUGAAAAUUUCCUGCUCGUUUUUCGCAGAGAAGCGCCUCUGGAUAACAGUGUGGAUUUCAUGAAGAUUUGGAGGAAGUACGAUGUUGACUGUAGCGGCUACAUAUCAGCUCAGGAGCUGCAGGCUUUCCUGAAAGACUUGUUUCAGCAGCACCACAAGGAAGUCUCCUCUGAUAAGCUGGAGGAGUACACUGACGCAAUGAUGAAAAUAUUCGACAGAAACAAGGAUGGCCGUUUGGACCUGAACGAUUUGGCCAGGAUUUUGGCUUUAGAUGAAAACUUCCUCCUGCAGUUCGAGAUGGAUGCCGGCAGCAAAGAGGAGAGGAAGAGAGACUUUGAGAAGAUCUUCGACCAUUAUGAUGUUAGUAAGACGGGAGCUCUUGAGGGUCCAGAGGUUGACGGCUUUGUUAAAGACAUGAUGGGGCUGGUCAGGCCCGACAUGACCGGUCCCGAGCUGGACAAGCUGCGAGCCAUUAUGCUGCGCCACUGCGACGCCAACAAGGACGGAAAGAUCCAGAGAAACGAGCUCGCUCUGUGUCUGGGAGUCAAGCCGAACCCUUAAGGGAGAAGCCUGCCGUGUUGAGAAGCAGGCGAAAUGUGCUGUUCUAUCUGUUGGCUGAAUGUUGUGAUCUGAUCCAGAUUACUGGGUUACUUCAGGUCAAUUUUCAUAAUGUGUUCUUGGAUACCGAAUUGUGAAAUCAGUUGAUAUUGUCUAAGGAAAUGACUGACAAUGUGCAUGUUUCAGGGACAAUAGAAUAUGAUAGUUCUUUUUUUUUGUGUCUGUGACAAAAGAUGUGUCGAAUAUUAGCCAGUGUGAUGAGUAACAAAAAACUUGCAUGUCUUUGUUUUAAAGCUAAAGUACAGGAUGUUAAGUCUAUUUUGAAUCUACUGUACGCUGCUGAGAAAUUGUGAUGGCAUAUUUAAUAUUCUUAACUCUACUUUUUAUAACUUGAAAGUAGAGCUGAGCCACAUCUCUGCAACGUAUAUGAACUUAUCUCAAAGAAAAGCAGCUCCUGAUGAUGUGAGGUGAGUUGACAUGCACAGGUUGGCUCAAGUGUCACAUGUAACAUGUAAACCACUAAACCUUAAAAUGCA